AAGUCCAGACUUUAUUCCAGUGUCAAGCGCUCUCGCUGGCGUUUAUCGGCUAAAUAUUUCAAGAUCAGCUUAGAAUCAAAUUGAAUUCGCCAUGGGGAGGUUUAUCAAUGUUUGCCUUCUGCUACUGGGAUUGGUGGGCGUGGCAAGGACGACGAAAUUUUAUACACCACAAGCUGAUCGACUGCCCGUCAACUUGUACUACGAGACAUUGUGUCCUUAUUGCAAAGAAUUCGUCACCAAACAACUAGAUUAUUCGAUGUUCCUGCGGGAACGGCUGCAACACUCGGAUCUUACGCUAGUUCCCUACGGAAAUGCUGUGAUCGACGCCAAUGGAAAUGUGGAGUGCCAGCACGGAGUGGAUGAGUGCGAGUUAAACGCCUGGCACGCCUGCAUACUGGAGCAUCAUGACAUAUACAUAUCCUUGAAGUUGAUUUCAUGCAUGAUGCAAAACAAACAUAACUCCCUGGACUUUUGCUCUUCACCAAUGAAUAUCAAUGUCACCGAUGUUAAAAACUGCAAAAACACCAGAAAAACGAGUGAUAUUCUCAAAAAGUACGCCGAGGAAACGGCCAAGGUGAAAUUUAGCGGAGUACCAGCCGUGUUUAUCAAUAACGAGCGACCAGAAAAUGCAACCGAAGAUUUCGAUAAAGCUUUUUGCGACGCUUAUCUAAAAAAGUUUAACAAACUACUGUAUAAGUGUUAGUUUGAACUGCGAAGAGAGACAAAUAUUGGAAAGAAAAAUGUAGUUAUUUUAUUCAUGAAAAAAUGCAUUGUAAAUGAAAUGUAAUAAAUUGGUUUAGAAAUUGGUAUACAAAUAA
Molecule: messenger RNA, 818 nt
Organism: Drosophila eugracilis
Lineage: Eukaryota; Metazoa; Arthropoda; Insecta; Diptera; Drosophilidae
Gene: GILT2
Product: GILT-like protein 2
Exons: 4
Coding region: 92-703 (203 amino acids)
Molecular function (GO): oxidoreductase activity, acting on a sulfur group of donors, disulfide as acceptor
Source: RefSeq, a predicted model, not a curated record